AAUAAAACAUAACCUUACAAAGCACAAGAAGUAAAACAUAACCUUAAUAUGCAAUCUUCAUUAUACAAUAGCAAUGAUUAUUACUUAUAAUUGAUUUUUUUAUUUAUUUAUAAUUGUGUUAUAUGUAUAAAUGAUAUAUUUUUGUGAAAAGAAACAUAAAAAAUGAUUAACAUUGAAUUCGAGCAUUUUUGAGCUAUGCUUUUUGAGAUUAGAAAUCUGAUUUUAUUAUUGUUGAUAAAUGAGUAUAAAAUUCAUGGCGUGUUUAAUUAACAUAUUGAAAGAUGAAGAGAAUCAAAAUCGUGCCGGACAGGCCGAAUCGUCUAUUCGAGAUCUGGUUAGAAGAAUGGAAAAACGAAGCGGUGCUUCGAAAUUCUGAGCUGCACUAUCAUUUCGCGAAAGCUUUGAAUUCACUCAAGAGAUACCCGCUGCCAUUGGAAUCCGGUAGAGAAUGCAUAAUUUUGCAGCAUUUUGGCACGAAAUUGUGCUCGAUGCUGGAUAAAAAAUUGGAAGAGUAUAGAAGACAAGAAUCUGCUAAAGCACUUGAUGUUCAUACUUUUGCAAGCAACGAAGACUGUGCAAUUGCUCCAAGAAAGAGAUUUGUGGAAGAAGAUAAUAUUAUUGAAAUACAAGAAGAAACAGUAGUCAAACAAGCUAGAAAUAUUGAAAAGAAUGCACCAAAAAACCUAGUAAAUGCGAACGAAAUUAUAGCAAAAGAUAUUGCAGAGGAAAUUUGUAUAGAUCCUAAUACUUUUGAUAUAUUAUUAUUAGUAGAUACUCAAGAAACUUGUGGUGGAAAGACAAAGCCUCAGCAUGAUGCUACACUUGUGGAAUUGACACAGCUUGGUGUACUGUUUGAAGUGCGUCAUUUGAAUGUUGGUGAUUUCAUGUGGAUUGCAAGAUGUAGAAAGACUAAUGUUGAAUUGGUUAUACCUUAUAUAAUAGAGAGGAAGCGAAUGGAUGAUUUAAGUGCAAGUAUUAUAGAUGGAAGGUUUCAUGAACAAAAGUUUCGAUUGAAGCAGUCUGGUGUCAAGAAUCUUAUGUAUAUAGUAGAAGGUAUCGAUAAGAAAUCUAGAUUUUCUAUACCACUCCCAUCAUUGUUACAAGCUGCUGUAAAUUGUCUGGUACAAGAUGGUUUUACCGUAAAAUAUACAAAAAGUCACAAGGAUUCUAUGUCAUAUUUAUCAUGUGUAACAAAAACUUUAAUUAAAAUUUACAAGGAUAAAAAGCUUGUUGGCUUGAAAAAAAAAUAUAUUAUUGGAACACAGGAUUUCUCUAAAUUCAUCACAGUAGGUCUUAUGAUGUUCAAAGAAUUCAAUAAAGCAUCUUCCAAGCAGAGAACGUUUAAAGUAAGUGAGAUGUUUAUUCGUCAGUUAUUACAAAUGAAAGGUAUGUCCAUAGAUAAAGCCACGGCGAUUGUAGAACAUUAUGCCACACCACAAAUCCUAAUCACCGCUUUGCAAAAUUCCGGUAAAAACGGAGAGCAAUUGUUGGCAAAUAUUCAAGUAGGUGACAAAAAACGGCAGCUCGGACCUGCCAUCAGUAAGGCCAUUUAUCAGCUUUAUACGGCGAACGAGCUGAGUUGACUAAUAAAGAUACACAAUCUA
Molecule: messenger RNA, 1604 nt
Organism: Linepithema humile (Argentine ant)
Lineage: Eukaryota; Metazoa; Arthropoda; Insecta; Hymenoptera; Formicidae
Gene: mus81
Product: mus81 structure-specific endonuclease subunit
Biological process (GO): mitotic intra-S DNA damage checkpoint signaling; double-strand break repair via break-induced replication; DNA catabolic process
Cellular component (GO): Holliday junction resolvase complex; nucleus
Molecular function (GO): 3'-flap endonuclease activity; DNA binding; crossover junction DNA endonuclease activity
Source: RefSeq, a predicted model, not a curated record